Molecule: messenger RNA, 600 nt
Organism: Dovyalis caffra
Lineage: Eukaryota; Viridiplantae; Streptophyta; Magnoliopsida; Malpighiales; Salicaceae
Source: the annotation of a GenBank genome assembly
AUGGCAUCACUAGUGAGUAGACGGACACCUCUCGGUGAUUUGUCAAAUUCAGUGAAGACUGGUGCCUCUCGAAUCCCUCAUGACGCUAGCAAGAUGAAAAGUAUCUCCAAAGCACCAGGGAAAGUGCAAACUUCUGGCAGAAAACCGCUUUCCGACAUUUCUAAUUCAAGGAAGCCUGAAACAAAAAAGAAGAAUUUAAAUGCAAAGAAGCUAACUGUCCUGACAGAGGAACCAGAUCAAACCAUUGUAAUUGCAGAGGAAAAGUUUCUGCACAAUCAUCAGGAAUGCAUCAAAGCACAAACAAGAGCUAUGGACGUCAAUGAGUUUCUGCAAUCAAUUGGACUAAAAGACGAUUUUUCCAAGAAGUUUGCAACUCCAUGUUCACCACCGGCAUCAAUUACAAUGAAGAAACCCCCAAAGCCCUUCCAAUUGGAAGCGAUGAUCGAGCAGCUCCAGGAAGAUUGGUCUUGGCAAUACAAACUUGACUCUCCAUCUCCUUGCAGAACGCCAGUAUCACCAAAGCAUUGUAGGGACUGGAAGGAACAUGACUGCUGUACCAACUUUAAGUUGCUAGAAACCCCAGAGUUGCCAAAACGUUGA